Molecule: messenger RNA, 378 nt
Organism: Mesoplodon densirostris (Blainville's beaked whale)
Lineage: Eukaryota; Metazoa; Chordata; Mammalia; Artiodactyla; Ziphiidae
Gene: LBHD2
Product: LBH domain containing 2
Source: RefSeq, a predicted model, not a curated record
AUGAGCGCCCCCCAGCCCGCCAUGCCAGAGCUGAGCCCAGCUGAGGAGGCUGGAGGCCUGGCAGGAAAGGCCAUGGUGGGUGCCCGGGAGAAGGGCCCUCUGGGCCAGCGGCUGCCCUCAAUCGUGGUGGAGCCCGGCGAGGGGGGUGCCGUGGCGAGCGGGGAGCUGCGUUGGCCUCCGGAGGGCGCCCAGAGGGGGUCCGCCCAGAGCCAGGCUGCUGCUGCUGAACCUGUCGGGAAUGCAUCGCCCACCAACACGGAGGCCCUUGUGCUUCUGCAACCUCCCCCACCGCGUCUGCCGGGAGCACCAGGGAAGGUUCCAGAUGACACUGGCAGCAAGUGUGCCAGCUCUGAGGACCAGUCCGCCUGCACCCAGUGA